Aspergillus japonicus CBS 114.51 is the source of this 2106-nucleotide messenger RNA. RefSeq lists its product as uncharacterized. The coding region runs from base 201 to 1895 and encodes 564 amino acids. Gene Ontology annotation, molecular function: long-chain fatty acid-CoA ligase activity. The transcript has 4 exons. Lineage: Eukaryota; Fungi; Ascomycota; Eurotiomycetes; Eurotiales; Aspergillaceae. Gene Ontology annotation, cellular component: endoplasmic reticulum; membrane. The record is from RefSeq and is a predicted model, not a curated record.
UAGGUAGUCAGCCUACCAGUGGUCCAGUAUAAUAAGGUAGCCUUACUACGUAAGGAACGCAGGCAGCUGUCCCGUCAGCUUACCAUCAGCCACACUCUUCCCAUCUUAACAGUUUGUAUCUCACCUCAAUCUUCAGUUAUUCCUCUCCUACGUUCACCCGGUAUAUGUACACCCUAUACUGAGAGAGAUUAAUCCUCAGAAUGGACUCCGAGCCGUCCAUCGUCGCCAAACUAGACGCCGUCGUGGCGGAGCUACUGGCCGACUGGAACAUAACCUCGACUGUGAUUGCCGGUGGUAUUGUUGCCUUCCUCAUCUAUUCAUUUGUCACAUCGCAAGAUUCGGAUAUACAUCCCUUUCUCCUCGCCCGGCAAUCGAGCGCAUUCCCCGUCCGGCACCCAGGCCAAUCUGCUCCGUAUAGAAGUCUCGAGACCCCGCAUGGCUUUCCUCUGCGCACGGGUCUGAACGUCAAGGACCCCGGGGCUCCCAAAUGGACCAGUGGCCGGAAAGGUGACUUGCGUGAUGUCUGGAAGACUGCUGUCCGCGGGUCGGUGGAGGAGAACGGAGCUGUGACCGGCAAGCAGGGCAAGAUCUUUACCGUGCUGGGAAAGAAGGCGACUGAACACUCCUUGGAUCAAGUCACUCAGGAAAUCAAUGUCAUCGGGACCCGCCUACGGGAUUCCAAGGUCAAGACCGUGGCAGUCUGUUUGACGGAUUCGAUUGAGCUCCUGGCUGCUAUCUUCGCUGGAGCUUUCUAUAACUUCAAAAUUGUCAUCAUUCCCCACAACUUGAAAGCGGAAAUUCUGUCGGAGUUGCUGCAGAAGUCGCAAGCGGAUGCGUUGAUCGCCGAAGCUGGAUCUCUCGACUUGUCAUUCGUUGCCAAGGAUAACAAACAACUGUCGCAAGUGAUUUGGGUCGCCAAGCUCGGAAGCCGACACAUGGACUGGAAUGAUGUGCCCCAGGACGUGAAAGGGACGUUGGAAGUCACUGUUUGGCACGAGCUGGUGGAAGAGAAGAAAGAGCUGGCCUGGCUUGAAGUACCUGACUAUGAUCCGAGCACUCCGACUCCUUCUGUGACCACUGUUUGGCCGUCCAAGUCCUCUCAAGGCGACUUCAUUGAGUACCAGCCGGAGAACUUGGCCUCAGGAAUCGCCGGCUUGUUGUACUCUCUCCCCCGUCAACAGCGUUUCGGCCCCAACGACGUGGUUCUCUCCAUCGACUCCUUUUCUCGAUCGUACCCCCUGUGCCAGAUCAUGGCUGCGCUGUUUGCCAAUGCUUCCGUCGCCGUCAACUCCGUCGCCGGCGAAAGCGUGGACUUUGCUCUUGCGACUGUAGGAGUAUCUCCAACGGUCAUUGUUGCAUCGUCUCGCACCAUGUCCGAUUACCACACCAAGUUCAUGAAGCCUCACUCCGGGCCCGUGUCUUCCCUCGCGCGUUGGUUCCAGGUGCGAAGCCUGGAUGCUGGAUACAUGCCGUCCCACGGCCUACUGAGCCAGCUUGCCAACGUUGGGCCCAUGGCCGAGCUCUCUCUUGACAAACUGCGUCUACUGUGCAUCUCCCACCGGUUUGACGCCGAUCCCGAGGUCCGCCUGGACUUCGAGCAAUUGACGGACCUGCGUCUCUUCACGGGUGCGCGUAUCGUGUAUGCUUUGACUGGACCUGGAAUCGCCGGUGCCGUGUCGCAAACCAACAUCUUCGACUACAGACGCUUUGAGGGCGCCAGCCACUUUGGUGCCCCUCUCAGCAGCGUCGAGGUUGUUCUAACGGGUUUGUCGGAGGAUUCUCAGAAGGAAGAGGGUCAGAUUUCUGUAGCCGGCCCUUCAGUCGUCUCCGGUAAGACAGUGCUACCCGUGCAAGCUCGCUUGCGCGAUGACAACACGUUGGAGCUCUGCGCCUGAAUUACCUGCCAAGCGAAGGAUGAGCGUUCUUGCGUUAUGAAUUGAGGGGUUUGACUCUAUAUGCAUUGCACUUCCCCACCUUUCCCUGUGUAUUAUGUGUUCCAUCCUGCAUAGGCGACACAGAAUGACUCUUGCACCGGCAUCGUGAUGAACGCCUCAGAAUCUUAUGAGUAUAGCCUAGGCUUUCGUAUGUCGAUGAAUUGAAGAAAGG